Messenger RNA from Fusarium odoratissimum NRRL 54006, 2342 nucleotides. Its product is annotated as CAMK/CAMK1 protein kinase. Gene Ontology annotation, biological process: cellular response to oxidative stress; protein phosphorylation. The coding region runs from base 440 to 1672 and encodes 410 amino acids. Gene Ontology annotation, molecular function: calmodulin binding; ATP binding; calcium/calmodulin-dependent protein kinase activity. The record is from RefSeq and is a predicted model, not a curated record. The transcript has 2 exons. NCBI's taxonomy places the organism in Eukaryota, Fungi, Ascomycota, Sordariomycetes, Hypocreales, Nectriaceae.
AUCACGGUCGGGCACCAACUCUCCUCGUAUCAAUAAGGGUCCAGAACUAAAACGCCUUGAGCAUUAUUGUCUAUUGUCAUUAUCUCACCCAUCCAUAUUUCAGCUAGACUUUGUCUGACACGACCCCACCCGCCUCUUUAGCCCCGACCCUUCUGACCAACCCAACCGAACCCCUUCACUUCAGCCCAUCAGCAUCGCCAUCUCGACCGCUGAUAUCUACUCUCUUCAGCUGAGUUGUUCUCGAUUCCUGUGUUUCUCCCUUCAACAACAGGCACCCGAUUCUCCGAACCAGAUAUUUCUAUUAUAUUUCAUACUUCAUCGCGACGUCGCGCGACAGUCACCCCCCUCUAUUUCGCAUCUGUACGCUCUGCGGGGCAUCGCGAUCUUCUUAUCAACUCUCUGUCUCGACUUCUCCCAACUUCAACGCCAUAUCCUCACAAUGGAUUCUGCAGCCCGCCAACAGCCUCAAGUUCAGCCUUGUAGAUACAAGGUUGGCAAGACACUGGGAGCUGGCUCAUACUCCGUCGUCAAAGAAUGUGUCCACAUAGACACUGGUCGUUACUAUGCUGCCAAGGUCAUCAAUAAGCGGCUCAUGGCUGGUCGCGAACACAUGGUUCGCAACGAAAUCGCCGUGCUUAAGAAGGUCUCCAUGGGCCACCAAAACAUCCUUACUCUUGUCGACUAUUUCGAGACCAUGAACAAUCUCUACCUCGUCACCGAUCUUGCACUAGGUGGUGAGCUUUUCGAUCGAAUUUGCCGAAAGGGCUCCUAUUUUGAGUCAGAUGCUGCCGAUUUGGUUCGCGCCACACUGUCAGCUGUCGCUUACCUCCAUGACCAUGGUAUUGUCCAUCGCGACUUGAAGCCUGAAAAUCUACUCUUCCGAACCCCCGAGGACAACGCAGACUUGCUUAUUGCAGACUUUGGACUUUCGCGAAUUAUGGAUGAGGAACAGUUCCACGUUCUGACUACAACCUGUGGUACUCCUGGAUACAUGGCUCCCGAAAUUUUCAAGAAGACAGGUCAUGGCAAGCCUGUAGAUCUUUGGGCUCUCGGUGUCAUCACCUACUUCUUGCUUUGCGGUUAUACUCCUUUCGAUCGUGACUCUGACUUCGAAGAGAUGCAGGCCAUUCUCAAUGCAGAUUAUAGUUUCACUCCUAUUGAAUACUGGCGUGGCGUUUCCAGCCAUGCCAAGGACUUUAUCCAGCGCUGCCUGACUAUCGAUUCUACUAAGCGUAUCACUGCCCAUGAGGCUCUCCAGCAUCCAUUCGUCGCCGGCUUUAUCAAUGCCGAGGGCGAGAGCCAGAACCUUCUGCCUAAUAUCAAGAAGAACUUCAACGCUCGCCGGACUCUACAUGCAGCCAUUGAUACUGUUCGUGCUAUCAAUAAGCUGCGUGAGGCUCAAAGUGGGAUGAUGGAUGGAGCUCGUUCAAAGGAACCCAGCCGUGGCGCUGCGCGACAGCAGCCGCCUACCAACAAGAAAGGAGAUAGUGCCAUCUCAAUGGGCAGCAACCAACCUAAGGAUAGUGGAUAUGGAACUCAGACAGAGACGGACGUCGUUAUGGGCAACACAUCAGCAUCCAAUGUCCCAUCUUCAUUGCAGCCUGGAAACAACGGAAAUAGGGUCAUCGAGACAUCCAAGGGACUUUGGAGUGCGCCUGCGCCAAAGAGGUAGAGCCAGAAUGGCGACGAUGUGUCUGAGUUAUUCCGAGAUCUGCGAAGAAGAUAUAUCAAAGGGAAGCUACCUAUGGUGGGACGAAAACAUGUUAGAAGAAUGAUGGUUUAACGUUAUGAGGAGGAGAUUUUGUAAACCCGCAUUUGCGUUAUGAAGCGGGCGAAGAACAAGGACAUGCGCAUGCGCAACGAGGAGGAGAGCGAGGACCAACAGCGAUUUGCGUACAUGUAUUUUCAACAACGGACCGCAGGCACGCCGUUUGCAGCGACUGGAAGGAAGAAUCGGUAUAUCCUAUUUUCCAUGCAUUUCCCUUUGUGUUUCAAGUAUGAUCUUGGUAUUUAGAACGCCCUUUGUGAGGUCUCGUUUUCGAGAUGCUUUGUUUUAGAGACCGGUGACUUCGAGGCCCAGGUCAGACAUAACGCACAAGGUUCGCAUUGAACAGAUCCUCGGUCACUUUGAAGUUUAUUGCUUCCUCUGCUCCUUAUCACUGCUUGUGUUAUUUUCCGGAAGAUGGGUUUCUGACAGAUGAGUUUACGGCCUGAAAUCCCUUUUAAUCCCCUCGACAUUGAGUAUAAUAUACCUUAAGUGACUCUCCUGUGUUGACAGUAGCUUGUUUUAGGCGGAGUAGGAUUAUUUAAUAUCUUGUGACCCUGAUAUUGUCAUAUGCCAG